Molecule: messenger RNA, 2010 nt
Organism: Didymella exigua CBS 183.55
Lineage: Eukaryota; Fungi; Ascomycota; Dothideomycetes; Pleosporales; Didymellaceae
Product: DHH phosphoesterase
Exons: 1
Coding region: 480-1859 (459 amino acids)
Cellular component (GO): cytoplasm
Molecular function (GO): exopolyphosphatase activity
Source: RefSeq, a predicted model, not a curated record
CAUUUGCGCACAUGCACAGGGCCGAGCUUUGCAGUGAUCUGCUCAGACCCCGGCUCUGGAGGAUGCAUGCGACGCCCUAUCGCGUCAGCCCCAACCUAUGCACUUGAGCUGCUUACUGAAGGAGCGAACUCUCGGAUUUGCGUCGUAUCCGUAUCCGAAUACUUGUCCAAACGAGUGAACGAAUGGGGGAUUCUUGCGAAGCCCUUAGCUAUUACUCAGUAGCUGGUAAGGACCGACACUUCUAUGCCGACCAGCGAACAUCAAAUCACAACUUUCGAGCAACGCACGACGCAGGGUUCAAGCUUCGCAGGCUGGGCGUUCAGACAGCGCAAUAUCUUGUGUUUCAGGACCUUGAUGGCCAGCCCUAGCGAGCUUGGCUCUUACGUCAGUGGCCAGCGCUGAGUGCUGAGGAUAACUUCAAUGCUCGAAUGCGCCUGCGCUCCCUGCGCCUUCGAUAUUCUUACCCUACAACCUGUGUCAUGAAGUGGUCUCUCGCACUACUCGUCUUUCUGGCAGGCAGCCACGUAGCUGCCAUGCCCCUGUUGCGCGAUCAAUUGCGCGCGCAAUCGCAGGAAGUCCUCAAGACUCCCCCCAAGCACAUCGGCGUCGGUCACUUUAGCGAAUGGAGCCGCGCGACAAAGAAGUCAUUCUUGCAGGACUGGCAGGCUGGAAAGGCCGGAGAAUGGACCAUUGUCAUGGGCAACGAAGGUGGAGAUUUGGACUCCAUGACAGCUGCCAUCACCUGGGCCUACCAUCUGGACCACUCCACCGAGAACGACACCCAUCCGGUCAAGGCUAUUGCACUCCUGCAGACUCCCUCACACGCUCUAGACCUCCGACCAGAGAACAAGCUCGCGCUUGACAAUUCGCAGAUGACAGUCGGGCACGAAGACCUGCUCACUUCCGACGAAGUGCCCGAAGACCCAGAAACGCUGUCCCAGAAGCUCAAGGGCAUUAUUCUCGUCGACCACGGCGAGCCUCUGCGCAAAUGGCGAGAGGCAAACAUUAUCAGUAUUUUCGACCACCACAAGGACCGCGGCACUGCGCCUGAAGCUUCCCCCCGCAUCUUCGAAAAGGUCGCAUCUUGCACCACCAUCGUCGCCCGCGAACUGCUCAACGCGCUUGAAAAGCUGCCCCAGGAAUAUCAUCUCAACCACGAGUUCCUCGAGCUCAUCCUCUCGGCCAUCGCCAUCGACUCCGGCGGUCUGACCAGCGACAAAACGACCGACGAGGACAAGUCCGUCGCCCAGCGCGUCCUCGCACGCAGCAACUGGAGAGACGAGAAGCUCUCAAGAGUCAUGGCUGACCUGAACGGCGAGCUGAAAUCGGCCCAAAAAGACAUCUCGCACCUCAAUCUCCGCGACCUGCUGCGCCGCGACUGGAAGGGCGACCUGAUCGACACUCCCUCGCCGCGCACGCCCACAGUCUCGCUCGGCUUUGCGUCAAUCCCGUACAGCAUGGACGACCAAAUCAAGAAAACCGAUUUCGCGGAACUAUUCGACUGGUUCGCUGUGCACGCUGCGUGGACCGCGGAGGCGGGCGUCGAUAUCAGUAUUUGCCUCAACAAGUACAAGAUUAAAGACAAGCACGGCAAGAAGGAGAAGAUUCGCGAGGUCGUGCUGACAGUUCGCGAUGACGUCAGGGUCGAUCAGGAGCAGGCCGAUGCGCUCUUUGAGGUUGUAAAGGAUGCGCUGGAGAACAAUGACCAGGGUAUUGAGCUGGAACCGUGGCAUCGUGCGGGUGAGCUGGGUCCGCGGCAGAUGGUUUGGACGCACACAAGUAGUGCUGGGAGAAAGGUGUUUCGGCCGAUCGUUGAGGAGGCUGUGCUAGGAUGGGAUAAAGUGACUAUGGAGCUAUAGAUGGGGGGCUGCGUUUCCCUGAGAGGCGUGCACAUAUGCUGUGGAAUUGAUCUCUGACCCUGGAGGUCUUCAGAGACGUUACUACUUGAGCCCUAUAUGAAAUGACACUCUUUGUUCUUCGACGCUCGUGGCAUGUCCAAUCUGACCGCGG